GGUUGAGUUGAACGACGCGCAGUGACAUCUGGGCGUUUCGAGAUUCGCGCAUCUCGCUUGGUGCUACCACGGUGCCAGGUGUGUUUAAACCUGUGGCGACGGAUGGGAUCGCGGUUGUCACUACAUCAAAACGCGUAGGAUCCGAACUACCACCUGGAACGAUAAUAAAUGACCAUUAAGUGAAUGAUGCGAUAGAAAACGGCUCGUGUCGUCGUUAUGUUAGUCUAGUCACAGGUAUAAAGGCACUCUCGUUGACGCACUGUACGGUUUACGAUUCUAAAUCUCCGAGCAGAUUUGUCUCUCACGCAGUAUGGUGAGGUGAGUGGAUACCUUGUUUUGACAAUUUACAGCCAAAGGUUUAGGAAAAAAGAAAAAACAACAUUUGAUAGGGUGAUGGGGAGGCCAACACGCAUUUAUGCAUUAAUUUAGACAUUGUAUUGCUUUCUUGUUUAUUGUUUUACGCACAUAGAACAUUCGGAGUUUUGCAACGGACAUACUUUCAGUAGCACAGCCAGCUACUGGGGUGCUCGUACUGGUUUUUAAUGACAGUGGUGCUACUCCAGGAUAACUGUGGUUUAUUGCUGGACAAUAUUACAUUUAUUUACACAUGACCAGGAAUACCUCAUCCAUGACGCAGGCUGGCUCCCAAAAGUGAAUGAUCAAUUAUAACAGAGAAAUGAAACUCCGACCAGAACCAGGGAAUAACUCGAGAUUAGAAGUCUUUGUUCGACCAUAUUUGCUCCUGCUUUAGUGCUUGUGAAACAAAGCAAAACCAAACAGACAAUUUCAGAUCAGUGACAGACAACAUCAAAAGGAUACAGUAUGUCCAGAACGCUGAAAAAGAAGAAACAUUGGUCCAGCAAGGUGCAGGAGUGUGCGGUGUCAUGGGGAAGCCUCGGAGAAUUCGGCAAUGUGGUGGAGGUGCUGGGGGGUGCCGAACACGGAGAGUUCCCUUACUUGGGCCAGAUGAAGUUGGAUUUGAUGGUGUGCCACGUCGGGAGAAUGCCCUAUUUUGGGGACGUUUUGUUGGAGAUCAACGGAACCCCCAUCAGUGGACUUACAAACCGCGACACGCAUGCAGUCAUUCGCCACUUUCGGGAGCCCAUUCGUUUGAAGACUGUCAAACCAGGGAAGGUUCUGAACACGGACCUGCGCCACUACCUCAGCCUGCAGUUCCAGAAGGGCUCGUUGGACCACAAGCUGCAGCAGGUCAUCCGGGACAACCUCUACCUGCGCACCAUCCCCUGCACCACACGGCUGCCAAGAGAAGGGGAGGUGCCGGGGGUGGACUACAACUUCAUCAGCGUGGGAGACUUCCGUAUCCUGGAGGAGAGUGGCCUCCUGCUGGAGAGUGGAACCUACGAUGGUAACUACUAUGGGACCCCCAAGCCCCCAGCAGAGCCCACCCUGGUGCAGCCUGACCUGGUGGAUCAGGUGCUGUUUGAUGAGGACUAUGACAACGAGGUCCAGCGUAAACGGACCACCUCCGUCAGCAAAAUGGACAGGAAGGACAGUGUGGUCCCUGAGGAGGAGGACGAUGAUGAGAGGCCACCUCUGUCCAAUGGCCUCCCAGAGCAUAAAGAGGGGGCAUCAUGGAGGAAGGCGGUGCCCAGCUACACCCAGUCCAGCAGUGCAAUGGACUUCCGUACGUGGAGCUCUCUGCCCCGCGACGACAGCCUGGAACCACUGCCUCUCAACUGGGAGAUGGCCUACACCGAGACGGGCAUGGUCUACUUCAUAGAUCACAACAGCAAGACCACCACCUGGCUGGACCCCCGCCUCGCCAAGAAAGCCAAGCCCCCGGAGAAGUGUGAGGAUGGAGAGCUUCCGUAUGGCUGGGAGGAAAUAGAGGACCCACAGUAUGGAACAUAUUAUGUAGAUCACAUCAACCAGAGAACCCAGUUUGAGAACCCAGUCCUGGAGGCUAAGAGGAAGCUGAGCCAGGAGACUACUGCCACUAUCCUGCAGGGGGCACCACCUCCCCCAGGUGAGCAGGUUGCAUCAGGCUUCACCCCAGACCCAUCCCAGCUGCAGGGAGAGAUGUUCCACACUGCUCUGAGGAAGAGCUCCCAGGGCUUUGGCUUCACCAUCAUCGGGGGCGACCGCCAUGAUGAGUUCCUGCAGGUGAAGAAUGUCCUCAGCGACGGCCCUGCCGCCAACGAUAAAAAGAUUGCCUCCGGCGAUGUGAUCGUGGAGAUUAACGGGACAUGUGUGCUGGGGAAGACCCACCCUGAAGUGGUGCAGAUGUUCCAGUCCAUCCCAGUGAGUCAGUAUGUUGACAUGGUGCUGUGCCGCGGCUACCCGCUGCCCCCAGACGUGGAGCCAGACAGUGAGGACCCACCUCCCCCACCUUCUCAGCCCCUGCAAGGGGGCGAGGUGGUGACGGCCGUGCCCCUCAUCAACGGCCAGCCCCUGCUGGUGAAGGGUGACGUGCUGCACGGCUCCUCCCAGGAGCUGCACUACGUCACGACCGACGCCAGCGGACGGCCCGUGGUGGCUGCCCUGCCCAACGGGAGGCGUCCUGAGCAGGGGGGAACAGGCCUGUUGCAGCCCGAACUUGUGAGUGUGCACCUGGUGAAGGGCCCAGGCGGGUUUGGGUUUGCCAUCGCAGACUGCCCCCUGGGCCAAAAGGUGAAGAUGAUCCUGGAUGCCCAGUGGUGCCGCGGCCUGCUGAAGGGAGACGUGAUCAAGGAGAUCAACCGUCAGAACGUCCAGACACUAAGCCACGCCCAGGUGGUGGACAUCCUCAAAGACCUGCAGGUGGGGAGCGAGGUCAACGUGCUGGUGCUCAGAGGAGGUCAGACAUCUCCUGUGAAGAGCCUGAAACCUAGGCAGGAGAUGACAGCUAGCACAGAGACUCUGGACUGUGUUACAGACUCUGUCUCCCAGGCCCUUCCAUACCAUUCCAACACCUCAACCCUGCGCAACGACUCACCCAAACGGGACGCCACAGAGAUGUACCUCAAGUCCAAGGCCCUGCUGGAGAGCAAGCAGCCUCACACCAAGGACUUGGAUGUGUUCAUCAAGAGGGACCAGGAGACUGGCUUUGGCUUCCGUGUUCUGGGAGGAGAAGGUCCAGAGCAGCCAGUGAGUACCGAAGUGUAUAUUGGUGCCAUCGUGCCCCUGGGUGCAGCUGAGAAGGAUGGGCGUCUGAGGGCUGGUGAUGAGCUCAUAGGCAUCGAUGGAAUCAUGGUCAAGGGCCGUUCCCACAAGCAGGUUUUGGACCUGAUGACCAACGCUGCCCGCAAUGGUCAGGUCAUGUUGACUGUGCGUAGGAAAGUCAUCUACAGAGAUAUGACUGAGGAGGAGGCAGGGCUCCACAUGGCUCCAGUGUUGGUGAACGGCUCCCCCAGACUCCCUCGUAUCCAGAUGCCCAGCGUGCUGGACCACGAGUCCUUCGACAUCACCCUCCACCGCAAGGACAGCGAGGGCUUCGGCUUCGUCAUCCUCACCUCUAAGAGCAAGCCCCCGCUUGGAGUGAUUCCUCAUAAGAUUGGACGCAUCAUCGAAGGCAGCCCCACUGACCGCUGUGGCCUGCUGAACGUGGGCGACCGCAUCUCAGCGGUCAACGGGCGGUCCAUCGUGGGGCUGUCUCACAAUGACAUUGUUCAGCUAAUCAAGGAUGCUGGCAAUGCUGUCACCCUCACCGUGGUCCCGGAGGAUGAAUACAAGGGUCCUCCCUCUGGAGCCAGCUCAGCCAAGCAGAGCCCUGCCCUUCAGCACAGAGCUAUGGGUCAGAGGUCAGCCAUGCAGGAAGAGCGUUAUAACUUAGAUCUGGAGGAGAAAAGGGAGGGAGUCACCUGGGCUGACUACAAAACUCUGCCUCUGAGCGAACAGGGAACAAUGUGUGUUACAGGCCCCAAACAGGGCUGCAUCACGGUGGAGCUGGACCGGGGGUCCCGGGGUUUUGGCUUCAGUCUGAGGGGAGGGACUGAGUACAACAUGGGCCUGUACAUCCUGAGACUGGCUGAGGAGGGGCCUGCUCUGCUAGAUGGGAGAAUCCACGUGGGAGAUCAGAUAGUGGAGAUCAAUGGAGAGCCGACCCAGGGCAUCACCCAUACCCGCGCCAUCGAGCUGAUCCAGGCUGGGGGCAGCAAAGUGCAGCUCCUGUUAAGGCCAGGGCAGGGUCUGGUCCAAGACAACAGUAAGUUGGAUCCAACCAUCACUUCACCCACACGUUUUCCUAGAGAGGCGCUUGUCUCCGAAACGUCACUCCUCUCUUCUCCGUUCUCCACCUGCAGCUCCGUCUCAGGUUCCUACCCUUUCAUCAGUGAGACCCCUGACUGGACCUUCCUGUCUCCCCGAACACCCCACCCCCAGACCAGCAGGGGCACUGGCUCAGUGAAGUGGAAUGGGGAGCGGGCAGACAGGCAGGCAGACAGGCUCUCUCCCAUCACCCCUGAGCAGAUCAACCUCUAUAAGGUCAAACCAGGUCAUACCAGGUCUAAAAGCUCCAAGGAGUCCAGCAGCCCCCCAAAAACAGGUGAAACAUUCAAAGAGCGUUCACAAAGCCCCAAAAAGUCUGAGAAGAAGACCCAGGAAGCAGUGACAAGCAAGGGCAGGAAGGCUUACCCUCAGAAAGGAAGUCGGUCACCCAGCCCCAGAAAGUUCCCUCGAGAAGGACACGAAGUCUUGAGCCAGCCACACAUAAAGAAACAGCAGGUACAGCAGAGCACAUCAAAGGACCUUUUCAGCAAGGAGUCCUUUGAGAAAAACAAAAACUACAAAAGGGGGGAUUCAAAGGGCAGGAAAAGCAUACAGGAGAGAGAGGGGAGAGGGGGAACUACCAAGGCUGCCCAUGAGCAGGCCAGUAUUCGAAGGAGGGUUGGGACAGAGGCAGGACAUCACAGGCCAACUCCUCAGGAGGGCAAGGAGACAGGGGCAAGGAGAGAUAUUCUGAGAGACGGGGAAAGGGAAAAACACAAAGAGGAGAAAAGGAAAAAAGACACAGGGGUUUCCUCAAAAGAGAAAAAGACUAUAACAGAUUCUGGAGCCUAUACAACAGAGGAAAGCAGUAGAAAAUACUCUGUGUUAUCCCCAAUAGAGGAGAGGAUCAGAAAAGACACAGGGGCCUCCUCAAAUGACAUUCAAGAGGAUGCUCAGAGCCAAAAGGGUCAUAUUAGCCCUGGACCCUGGAAAGUGCCCAGCUCAGCCAGAAUCCUCUCCCAGGCUGAGGUGCUGCGUGACCUCACUUGCUGAUACAGUAUGGAUAACACUGUGUUGACACAUAAUCACACAGACUUGAGCUGCACCUCAAAAUGCUGUAAAUUGUUGGUCAGUUUUUUUCUCAGAUGAGAGGGAUGGACGAGGAAUCACAACAUUAUUGGCCAUGUGUCAUGUCCAGCUGUGUCCCUUAAGAGGUAUUUUUUAACCUCUAUUCGCCUUUGACAUUGUGAAUGGCAUGUAUCGCCAACGCUGUCAGCUCACUUCCUCUCUUCCUGCCUUGUGUGCUGCUUCAGACAUCUUUGAUGAGGGCUGUAUGCUUGGCAUGUUCAGGGCCCUGCCAGUCAGUGACACUUCAAAAAUGUGAUCGUGUGCCAAUUCUGGGACGUCUUGUUGAAUGAAUACUAACCAUGCCUCACCCAUCACAAUGCAAUUAGUAUCCCAUAUGCAUCCAAGGUGAAAGGUCUCUAACCCACUCAAAGGGUGGCUGUCAGUUAGAGUUGUAUUUUCAUGUUGGAUAUCUACAGCAAGGGCCUUGGGACUGGUCAUGUGACAUGGCACUCUUUUUUCCAGGGGAUUUGCUCAACUGCAUGCCGUCCAUAUGUUUGUUUUAUUGCACGCCUUUUUCACUCCACUGAGGACGAUCCUUUCUCCUGAUGUGCAAAUACCGUUCUGACCUGAACACCAUGUAGGGAUUUCAGACUUUAUUCAGAAAGCAUUAGCUUUACCAAGGAUUCUAGACUGUUCUAAGACAUGAUUCCUGAAUACAAAAUAUAUCAUUACAAAAGACCAGAAACUUGUGGUUUGAGAUAUUGUUCAUCAUGUGUAUGAUAUUGUUUACCAUGUUUAUGAUAAUCUAUGUGUAACUUAUUGAAAUUAUAUAUAUAUAUAUAUAUAUAUAUAUAUAUAUAUAUACCGUAUAUAUAUAUAUAUACACACACUGUAUGUAGCCAUACUGAGCCAUUCCAUGUUUUGAUAUAGAGUACAAAGGUUCAUCCUGAAUCAUCUUGCACCAUCCUUUCUAAUGCAUUUUACUGAUAGCAGUUGCCAUGGGUCUUCAUCGUUCAUGAAAUAUAUACAGUACAGUAGCUACUACAUGCAGAUUGCCAUAUGUGUCUGAAAUUGCCAUUGCUCCAAAUGUGUUAUAUUGUGGAAAUACUGUAUAUGUUUACCAAUAUGAAUUCCAUUGCACUACACCUUUACUUGUAGGAUUACAAUAUGACCAAUUUUGUUUAUUUUCUGAGAAUCUUGAUUCCUUUGAAAAUAACCAUUUGGGAUGCCUAACAUUGUUGCCAUUUUAAUACAGUGCCAAUAGCACCGAUUUUGAUAAAUAACUAUGUUUUACUGUUGAUGGCCAAUAUCAUAAUUUCAAAUUGUUUUUCUGCAAUUCAUUUUGGCUUGUGAUUGUGUUAAACACUAAAGUAGACUAGGUAUGGCUGCAUUCAGACAGAAAUGUAGAGUAUAUUGUUUUUGUAUGGAGGUCAAACAUUGUCGGACAACGGAGUGGACAUAAGUUGUCAAAAGUUGUCCGUCCAGGCGCUAAAGCGGUUUGGAUCAAGACGUGUUUAUAACUGAGCUCAGGGAAUGCACCAAAGUAGCAAAUGAUGACGUGUGAUAAAGUUAAGAUUUCACAGAGCAAGAAUUGACCGGAUAUCAACAGUGCUCUGAAUUUGGUCCAGUGUGUGAUGAUAGAGUGGAGUUUUCUAUAUAGUAUGCACAGACUCUGAAGGUCCAGGCCACUGAUAGGACAUACUGUGUACAUUAUGAGCCAACCAGUGGAGUUUUCUGUGCAAUAGAUUGUUGGUUGAAUGAAUGAGCACGCUCAACCUCCAGUGUUUCUUGAAGCUGCUAGUAGCAAGUACAUGUUACAAACCCAGAAAUAGUUCAUUAAUGACUCGUUGUACUUACGUAUUCGGCACCGUUGUAUGCCCCCUCAUAUUCAUUUAUACCCAGUCUCAUGUCUUGUCUCUGUAUCAUAUUGUGGCCUUGCAUUGCUUUAAUAGUAAAAGGAAUCCUUGUUGUCUUUCUACAUUAUGUGGGUACGGUAGUUGUAAAUGUUUAUAUAUUGUACAGCACCUUUAUAAAUAUUCGCUGAGUGCUUUUCGGGAAGAAAAUAGAGAUAUAUAAAUUGCUCCAUUAUUUUUUUAUGUAAGAAAAAUAAGAUUCUAAGUAGUUUAAAAGAAAAUGACCUUGACAUGGUGUUCUGUUUAUGCACUGAAAAAAAUAAAGUUUUACUGAAAACAUG
This is a messenger RNA of Oncorhynchus tshawytscha (Chinook salmon), 7408 nucleotides long. RefSeq names its product membrane-associated guanylate kinase, WW and PDZ domain-containing protein 3. Gene Ontology annotation, cellular component: cytoplasm. The record is from RefSeq and is a predicted model, not a curated record. Gene Ontology annotation, molecular function: protein binding. The coding region runs from base 823 to 5199 and encodes 1458 amino acids. Gene Ontology annotation, biological process: signal transduction. The transcript has 21 exons. Lineage: Eukaryota; Metazoa; Chordata; Actinopteri; Salmoniformes; Salmonidae.